AGACAAAGGCGGAGAGAGACAAAGACGGAGAGGAGAGAGACGGAGAGGUCACAUGAUGGCUUCGCACUCCCAGUCGCUGUUCACCAUCAAGCGAGAAAACGAAGAAGAUCACCCGAGCCUCGGGAUGGGGCCGGGCUCGAAGGUUAAACACGAAGACGCCGAAGCUGCUGGCGCCGUCGUGAAGCAGGAGGACGAGGGGAGCCUGAGCCCCGAGAUCCUGAGGAUCGUGGUGAAAACGGAAGUGGAGGAUGACGCCACAGAAGCAAUCGAGGGGCCGCGUGAGACGGAGGAUUCUCACGGAUGUCUCUUUGCCGCGGACCAAAACUUCAUCGAGGUGGAGUUGUCGGAGGAGGAUGUCGGAGCGGAACUCCUGUGCGAGGAGUGCGAGGCGGGCGGGCGACCUCCGGGGACGGGGACGGACGACGCCGGACGCGCGGCCGCCACGCCGGGAGCCUCCUGCGCCCGGUGCGGCAAGCCGCUGGGAGCCGCGGCGCCGCCGUGCGCGGCGGUCGCCGGCGACCGGCGGAGGCACGCGUGCGCCGACUGCGGGAAGGAGUUCGCGCAGCGCUCCCACCUGGAGGAGCACGCGAGGACGCACACGGGCGAGAAGCCGCACGCGUGCACGGAGUGCGGGAAGAGGUUCGUGACGCGCUACAACUUGGAGACGCACUUCAUAUCGCACACCGGGAAGUGGCCGCACGUGUGCAAGGAGUGCGGCAAGGGCUACGCGCAGCGCUACUCCUUGGAGGAGCACCGGAGGACGCACACGGGCGAGAAGCCGCACGUGUGCACCGAGUGCGGCAAGGGCUUCACGCGGUCGUCCGACCUGAAGAUCCACUUCAGGAUUCACACGGGCGAGAAGCCGCACGUGUGCGCCGAGUGCGGCAAGGGCUUCGUGCAGAGCUCCCACCUGGAGGCGCACGCCGGGAAGCACGCGAGCGAGAAGCCGUACGCGUGCGCCGAGUGCGGCAAGGGGUUCACGCGCUCGUCCGACCUGAAGAUCCACCGCAGGACGCACACGGGAGAGUGGCCUCACGCGUGCGCCGAGUGCGGCAAGGGCUUCGCGAGGUCGUCCGACCUGAAGAUCCACCGCAGGACGCACACGGGCGAGAAGCCGCACGUGUGCGCCCAGUGCGGCCGCGGCUUCGCGCUGUCCUCCCACCUGGAGAGGCACGCGAGGACCCACACGGGCGAGAGGCCGCACGCUUGCGAGGAGUGCGGCAGGGCGUUCUCGCAGCGCUCCUCCCUGGAGGCGCACACCAGGACCCACACGGGCGAGCGGCCGUACGCGUGCGACCAGUGCGGCAAGGCCUUCGCCCUCCGCGCCACCCUCAACGCGCACGCGAGGACCCACACGGGCGAGAGGCCGCACGCGUGCAAGGAGUGCGGCAAGGCGUUCUCGCAGAGCUCCUCGCUGGAGGCGCACGCCAGGACCCACACGGGAGAGCGGCCGUACGCGUGCGACCAGUGCGGCAGGGCCUUCGCCCUCCGCGCCACCCUCAACGCGCACGCGAGGACCCACACGGGCGAGUGGCCGCACGCGUGCGCCGAGUGCGGCCGGGGCUUCGCGCAGCGCUCGGAUCUGGAGAAGCACCGGAGGACGCACAGCGGCGAGAAGCCGUACGUGUGCAAGGAGUGCGGCAGGGGCUUCGGGCAGAGUUCCACGCUGACGGCGCACGUGAGGACGCACACGGGCGAGAAGCCGCACGUGUGCAAGGAGUGCGGCGAGGGGUUUGCGCAGAGCGGUCAUCUGAAGAGGCACUCAAAGACGCACGCGCUCGAGUGAAAACCUUGCGUGUCCCGAAUGGGGGUUUUGUUUUUUUUGCCUCCCAUUUGAAAACCAGUGGGGGAUCGUUUUGCCGCUUUCCGUAUAUACAGGGUGCUUCAAAAAGUGUUUUAACACUGAUAUGGAAAAAAGAACAGAUAAUGCACCGUAACAUGAUAACAAAUGCCCUUUGGUCCUUCCGUUAAAGUCACGUAGGUAGAAACAAUAACAGAUCACGACAUUCUGAUCGCAACGCAAGCAAUCGUCAUCAGGCGGAAGAAAGAGAGAGGCUGCUUGAUGCAAGCUCACAUUGACAUGCAAAUCACAUUUACACAUUCUUGUUUUUUUCGGUAAAGUCACCACGUAGAAGGGAAACAAUAAAAUAACAAAGAUAUGAAACAAUAAAAUUCUCACGACGUUUUGAC
Messenger RNA from Petromyzon marinus (sea lamprey), 2190 nucleotides. RefSeq lists its product as uncharacterized. The record is from RefSeq and is a predicted model, not a curated record. Gene Ontology annotation, molecular function: histone H3K4 methyltransferase activity; recombination hotspot binding; histone H3K36 methyltransferase activity. NCBI's taxonomy places the organism in Eukaryota, Metazoa, Chordata, Hyperoartia, Petromyzontiformes, Petromyzontidae. Gene Ontology annotation, cellular component: nucleus. Gene Ontology annotation, biological process: positive regulation of reciprocal meiotic recombination; regulation of transcription by RNA polymerase II.